This is a messenger RNA of Oncorhynchus kisutch (coho salmon), 8522 nucleotides long. Its product is annotated as transcription factor RFX3-like. The record is from RefSeq and is a predicted model, not a curated record. Gene Ontology annotation, molecular function: DNA-binding transcription factor activity, RNA polymerase II-specific; RNA polymerase II cis-regulatory region sequence-specific DNA binding. Lineage: Eukaryota; Metazoa; Chordata; Actinopteri; Salmoniformes; Salmonidae. Bases 144 to 2585 code for a protein of 813 amino acids. Gene Ontology annotation, cellular component: nucleus. Gene Ontology annotation, biological process: regulation of transcription by RNA polymerase II. The transcript has 17 exons.
UUAUAGCAACUGUUGCCCUGUGAGGCAGCGCCAUAGUCACCGUAGUCCUGGCGACUGUAACCCACCAACAACAACAACCUCUCGUUCCAUCAUUACCACCACACCAUCCUCAUCCUCAUCAACCAGUCCUCAGCCCAGGCGCCAUGCAGACCCCUGAGGCAGGCGCUGAAUCCGCCUCCACUGUCCACACCGCUGUGCCUGUGCAGCCUGCAGGCUCCGCCCAGCAGGUGUCCUCUCAGGCCCAGACUGUUCAACAGGUUCAGCAUGUAUACCCAGCACAACAGGUGCAGUACGUGGAGGAGAACAGUGGCGUCUAUACCAACGGGAACAUACGGACAUACUCGUACUCCGAGCCCCAGCUGUACAGCCAGAACAGUGGAGGGAGCUACUUUGACACGCAGGGCAGCUCAUCCCAGGUGUCCACGGUGGUGUCAUCCCAUGGCAUGGCCAACAACGGAGGGGGGAACGGGGGGCUGACCAUGGGUCUGGCUGGGGGGCAGAUCAUCAGCAGCUCUGGGGCCUACCUCAUCGGGGGCAACACCAUGGAUAACUCUGCCCCCCACCCAGCAGCCCAGACCACCCGAGCCUCCCCGGCCACUGUGAGUAUUGAAAUGGCGAUUGAGACGCUCCAAAAGACUGAAGGUUUAUCCAGUCAGAGAAGCUCACUACUCAACAGCCAUCUGCAGUGGCUCCUGGAUAACUAUGAGACAGCGGAGGGGGUGAGUCUGCCUCGCUCCACCCUCUACAACCACUACCUGCGCCACUGCCAGGAGCAGAAGUUGGACCCGGUCAACGCUGCUUCCUUUGGCAAACUCAUCCGCUCCAUCUUCAUGGGGCUCCGCACGCGUCGCCUGGGCACACGAGGGAACUCGAAGUACCACUACUAUGGGAUCCGGUUGAAGCCGGACUCUCCUCUCAACAGACUGCAGGAGGACAUGCAGUACAUGGCCCUCAGACAGCAGCCUGUCCAACAGAAACAGAGGUUUAAGCCGAUGCAGAAGGUUGAUGGUGUAUCUGGGGAGAACUUCUCAGGCGGAGGCCAGCACACCCCCAGUGCAGCGGAGCAGACUGUCAUCGCACAGAGCCAGCACCACCAGCAGUACCUGGACACAUCGCGGGCCCUGCCAGACUUUGUGGAGCUGGACCUGGGAGAGACCAACGGUGACAACGUCAGCCCAGACGACAUCAAAGCUCUCCAGUCACUCUACAGAGAGCACUGUGAGGCCAUUCUGGAUGUGGUGGUCAACCUCCAGUUCAGUCUAAUAGAGAAGCUGUGGCAGACUUUCUGGCGCUAUUCUCCUUCUGACUCAGUGGAGGGCGCCACCAUCACAGAAAACAGUGGUGUGAGUGAGAUUGAGGUGAAUCUGAUCCAGUAUAUGAGAGUAUGUGUGACUCUUGAACCUGGUCUCCACAGUGGUGAGAGUGAGGUGAAUCUGAUCCAGUAUAUGAGAGUAUGUGUAACUCUUGAACCUGGUCUCCACAGUGGUGUGAGUGAGAUUGAGGGCCGUCUGCCCUGCUGCAGACUGCUGGUGCUCUGUAGGAACGAAGCUGUGCUCAAGUGGAUGAGUUCCUGUGACCACCUGAUGUACCAGGCCCUAGUGGAGAUCCUCAUCCCUGAUGUCCUCAGACCCAUCCCCAGUGCCUUGACUCAAGCCAUCCGCAACUUUGCCAAAAGCCUGGAAGGCUGGCUCAACAAUGCCAUGAACACCAUUCCACAGAGAAUGAUCCAGACCAAGGUUGCCGCUGUUAGUGCCUUUGCUCAGACGCUGCGUCGCUACACUAGUCUGAACCACCUGGCCCAGGCAGCACGCGCCGUGCUGCAGAACACCUCCCAGAUCAAUCAGAUGCUCAGUGAUCUCAACCGCGUCGACUUCGCCAACGUGCAGGAGCAGGCGUCGUGGGUGUGUCAGUGUGAGGAGGGUGUGGUUCAGAGGUUAGAGCAGGACUUCAAGGCCACUCUGCAGCAGCAGAGCUCUCUGGAGCAGUGGGCUGCCUGGCUGGACAACGUGGUCACCCAGGUCCUACAGCCCUUCGAGGACAGGCCCAGCUUCCCCAGGGCGGCACGACAGUUCCUGCUCAAGUGGUCCUUCUACAGCUCCAUGGUGAUUCGGGACCUGACCCUGCGCAGCGCGGCCAGUUUUGGCUCGUUCCACCUGAUCCGCCUGCUCUACGACGAGUACAUGUUCUACCUGGUGGAACACCGCGUCGCCCAGGCAACCGGUCAGACACCUAUCAGUGUCAUGGGAGAAUUCGAUGACCUCAACGCCAUGUCACCUGCUAACAUAGAUAAAGACGAGGUGAGUGAGAUGGACAGUGACCUGGAGGAGGACAUGGAGGAGUCCGGGGAGCCGCUGGCCAAGCGGGAGAAAGCUGAGGUGGAACAUGAGCACCAGGUGAUCCAGGUGAUUCAGGUGGGGGCUCUGGAGGACGGCAGUAACCCCGUGGUGGGGGUGCUCCAGCCGGGCAUCCUGAACUCCCUGCCCCAGCCCCCCCAGAACCAUGCUGAGCACAUCCUCACCACCUCCGCCGCCACCACCACCAUCCGCCACUGCAGUGCCACCGGCAACACCUACGCCUCCGUCUGAGAGGGAGAUGACCCCCCCCCCCCCCCCCCCCCGGGCAACCUCUCUCCUCUCUGUCUCUCGCUGUCACGCACGUCUGCACUGUCCCCUCUGUCGUACGCUGUGUUUUCUCUGCACUCGUCUAGACACACUCCUCCCCCCCUCCAUCCUGACCAGUAAGGGAGUGUGAAAAACAUCACGACCACAGCUGGCGUCACACAAGCAGUGGAUGGAUGAGUAGAGCUAGACGGGAAUGUGGAUCUGCUGGGGAGAGUCAUGUGGACGGGCUGUCUCUGUCUGUAAUGUGGCUGUCCUCUGGGUCAGGGAGGGGGAUUGGGAGGUGGGGGGUUGUACAGGUGUGAGACACUGGCUGACCCUACUGUAGCUGUGUAGAAGGGAAGGUGUCCUUACUUAGAGAUUCACAUAUUUCCUGAUGUUUAAAAGCUCAAAUCCAAGCCACCAGCCCCAGAAGAACAACUGCAUUGAUUGACAGAAAACACUUGGUUCUCUCUUAGAUUGGCUUGUUUAGUAUAUAUCUAAACAACCACACAGGUGCUAUUCUCUUACACUACCAGAUGUUCAGACAGAAUUCAGUUGAAUGACAUAGUAUUUUUUUAAAGUCAUGAGUCUUUCGAAGCAUUGUUGAGAUAUGACAUUUGGUGGAUUAUGAUUGCUUAUUGCUUGUAAUGUGUUGUUUGGCAUCCUAUGAUUUAUUGAAUAGUGUAUAAUUGUAGCCAUGAUCCCCUGAUAAGCACUAAUGGCUUUUAUCCAUGAAGUUAGUUCUGCCCAUGAAGGAAGACAUUCUGUUAUUUAUGCUGUUUACUGUGUAGAGACAGAGAGACGAGGUUAAACAGACAAGCUGUAGUACACCACUUCUACAACACUGGCUUUUCUACACAUUUCAUGCAUAGGUUGGGGUGUGCUUGACUUAUGGCCUUGGUUUGGUUGGGUUUAGAUGCUCGAUAGUGUGACAAAAUUACAUUAGUUGGACUUAUUAUCUACUGAUAUGUUCUCAGUACAGUAGGUGUGUUUUUUUGUAGGUUUCUUGAGUUCUGAAUGGACCAAAAACCAACCAACCAGAGGAAACUGGCAGAGCGAAAGAGAGCCAUCAUGGCCGCCACAGUUACCACGGCGAGGGUGCUGCGUGUUCUGUUUCCUGUCCCAACAGUGCCGUGUUGCAGAGCAGAGUGAAUGUCAGGGAUUCUAUGUACCUCGGCUUCAUCAUAGUGCCUUAAUAACCCUUACUGCAGCUGUCCAUGUAGUCCUGACUGAUUGUGUGGUUGAGGGAAAGGAUAGCACACACACACACACAGAGACACACACACACACACACACACAGAGACACACACAGCUCCUCUGCGUUACUGUCCCAGCAACAACUUUGUGUCUCUGGUGACUUGUGGCUGGAUUUGGGCUGGCUCAUCAGUGUUACUGCAGGGCUGGAGAAAUGCAGGUUCAGAGGUGCUUGUUUUGUUCUCUGUGCUGGUUCUAUGAAAUGUUUUGUUUUGUUUGUACCUGCUCUCACUCUUUCCACACUCGAGGCCUGCUCCUGCUUUGGCCUCUGCUAUUGGGUGAAGUGUGUGUGCAUGUGCAGAUGGGAGGACUUGAUUGAGAUGUUGAUUGUGUGUGUAUGAAUGAGUCUGAACAUGUGUUUGAGCACACCCACUAGUCACCCUACCUCACACCAGUGUUGCCAGCCCGUUGACACGUACAGCACAGUCACCAAACUUGUUCUGACAUACUAACCGUAUUACUCCUUCAACGCUGCACACUAACAUUAUACAUGCCUGUUACACCACACACAACUAAAAUACACAGUCAUUUCAGCCCCUUCAGUUCUUAGUCCACAACGUCAUCACCCCUUAUUAUCUCCCUUCUAAAGUGCAUAUUUGUAUAGUGGACCAAAAGUAGAUAUUUUCUGAUAUUUAAAGAUAUAUAUAUAUAUAUAUAUAUAAGGAUGAUACAAUGUAUUCAUUUUGUUUGUUUUGUUUUCAUGUGGUUGAUCUGAUUGUCAUCUGUGAUUGUUUCUUUUGUAGCUCUUCUGUGAUUGGUUGAUUGACUGUGAAAUGGGUGGGGGCAUGGGGACCAGCUUCUCUGAUGACACUGGAUACACAUUUUGUACUUGAACUGUUAUUGAUAGCUUUUAGGAAAUGGAGAACACACAGGAACAAUGUGUUGAACUGGAAGAAUCUUGUUGUUGAUACUACUGAAGUUACCUUUCUGUUUUUUAACUCUCAUCUGGAGAACUGUCUGCACCAAUGCUUUGCCUCGACUUCAUUUAUUAGUAUUCAUAGUGCUUUUGUUUUACUAUUUGAGAAAUUAUUCUUAAGUUAUGCACAUGUAUCCAUGCGUAAACCAGUCUUGAAAAUGGAAUUAUAACUUCUGAGAAACAAAAUGUACCUGCAAAAGGACUGGAAUUGUGUUUUCAGUGGAAGUGGAUUUAUUUGAUAAACUACAUUUUCUUUACAGGUAUAUGAGAAAGGACAAGUAGAAUUAUAUUGCCUUUCAUUAGUUUUCGCGGAAGAUGAAGUGCGUUCACUUUAAACUGAAGGUCAUCGACCUUGCUUACAGGUAACUGAAGGUCAUCGACCUUGCUUACAGGUAACUGAAGGCCUUUGGGCAUUUGUUUACAUGCCAAACUCUGACCUCACAGAAAUGACAAGAUCUUUCUUAAUGACUGUACUGUCACCCAACAUGCUGUUAGAUAUGGCUCUUGGACUUUGACCUUUUUGUCAUGAAAAUACUGAAGAUGUUAAGAUUAAAUGUGUAUUCAUUUGUGCCUGGAGUGCAAACGGCUUACAGAUGUGCUUUAGAAUCUUGAAAGUGCUUUUUUUGGUCUUGCAUGCCUUUUUUGUGCUGCUAGAAUCUGUUGGUUUAUCUCAUUUUUUUUUUUAAUAUGUGCCAGACAGUAAAUGCUGUAUUCACUCUGUAACCUCAUCAAACCUGCCUGUUUUAACAUCAAUUGUGUUUUAUUCAUAGUUGACCAUUCACAAAAAGUCAUACAUUUAUAUUUGUUUAAGAUUGAAAAUAUUAGGGCCUUCCUUUUUGGUUCCUUGAUAAUUGAGCCCAUUUCCAACGUUAAAGGUUAGAUCCAGCAACUACAACAAGAAACUGAAAAGGAAAAUAUCUUGACAUCCUGCAAAACAUAUCAGCUACUCUCAAACUAUGUCAGUUGGGAGGGGUGAGAAUACGGCAGCUUCACUGAUCCACGAGACCCAGUGCCUUUGAUUUUGCCCAGGGCAGGGGGGCCUACGUCUCUGGUCUGACUCCAUGGUUCCAGAUACAGGCUCUUUAGACAGGCGUUUUAUGGUAGUGAGGUGAAAAUGGCUGCUCACAGUGAGAGGAGGAUAUGGGCCUGAGGGAUCGUACACUUCUACCCUUGAUCCUGAUCUCAUCCAAACUAUGAGUACUGGUCAACUAUUACUGACCAAUGACCACACAGGACAGUUUACAAUGGAUGGAGCUUGCUCCAGAUAUUUUCUGUUGGACUGCGCAUUAGGAGAGAACUACUAUUGUAUAGAUUUACUGUAUCACUAAACUAACAAAGAUUGGAGUAUAACUGGACUGGGAUAUUUGCCAAUAGCAACACUGUACUAUGACUUUCAUUGUUGUCACGAUCAUUUCCUUUCGUUGUAUGAUAUUCACUGAUUGCUGUAUGUUUGCUUUAUUCAGUAUGAUUUGGAAUAUUUUCCUGUUCUGUUUUAAGUGCCAUUUGACAGUCUAGUGAGUUGUGGCCCGCUGUAGCACGCUCUAAUGCAAGCACACGCAUUUGGCAGUGGAUUUAUGGGGAAACCUUUUAGUUGAAAACUCCCCAGAUGUAACCAAGAUGUAAAUAUAGACAAAAUGGGAAGAAAUGAUAUUUAUUUACUGUCUCCUUAAAUAUUUGUUUUGUUCUUUUUGGAUGUUUUAUUUCAGCCAAAAAAACAUUGAUUUCUCUUUUUCCUCGUUUUGGAUAAUGUAUUGUAUUCAUAUACAGGUAGCUGCCACGAUAAUGUUAACACUUCAGUAAAUGAGGGAUACAAAGUAUGUUAAAUAAGUAGGUGGUUCUACAAAGGUGUGGUUCCUGAAUUAAUUCAAAUUAAGCAAUGAACAUCCCACCAUGCUUAGGGUCAUGUAUAAAAAUGCUGGGCAGGCCCUUGUUUUGGCUAGCAUGGCUGUGCCCCUAUCCACAGGGCAUGAGUGGUCACCUGAAUGGUUUUGAUGAGCAUGAAACAAUGUAAACCCUAUGCCAUGGCUGUCUGUCACCAGAUCUCAACUCAAAUGAACACUUGUGGGAGAUUCUGGAGCCGUGCCUGAGACAGAACACCAAAUGAUGGAAUUUCUCAUGGAAGGAUAGUGUUGCAUCACUCCGAUAGAGUUCCAGACACUUGUAGAAUCUACAGUGUUUUCAGAAAGUAUUCACACCCCUGAUUCUUUUUGAAAUGUUUUUGUGUUACAGCCUGAGUUUAAAAUGGAUUAAAUUGAGAUUUUCUAGGGAGGUUUUCCAAUUCCUCACAAAGAUGGGCACCUUUUGAAGUAAUUAACUCACCAUCAGGCCAAUGGUGACUUUAAAACAGUUAGAUUGAUGGAUCAACAACAUUGUAGUUACUCCACAAUACUAACCUAAUUGACAGUGAAAAGAAGGAAGCCUGUACAGAUUAAAAAAUAAUGCUGCAAAAAAUGUGGCAAAGCGAUGAACUUUUUGUCCUGAAUACAAUGUUAUGUUUGGGGCAAAUACAACACAUUACUGAGUACCACUCAUCUAAUUUUCAAGCAUAGUGGUGGCUGCAUCAUGUUAUGGGUAUGCUUGUAAUCGUUAAGGACUGGGGAGUUUUUCAGGAUAAAUAGGAACGGAAUGGAGCUAAGCAUAGGCAAAGUCCUAUCAUAUGUUUGUUGUGUAGUAAAUAUUUCAGCUUUUAUUUUCAUUAGUUUUUUUCCUGUAAAGCACAUUGUGUUACAUUCCAUGUCUGAAAUGUGCUGUGUAUAAAUAAAGCUUGAUAUAUGAUUUGAUUAGAGGAAAACCUGGUUCAGUCUGCUUUCCCCCAGACACUGGGAGAUAAAUUCACAUUUCAGUAAGACAAUAAACCUAAACACAGGCCAAAUCUUCACUGGAGUUGCUUACCAAGAAGACAGUGAAUGUUCCUGAAUGGCUGAGUUACAGUGUUGACUUACAUCUAUGGCAAGAUCUGAAAAUGGUUGACAAGCAAUGAUCAACAACCAAUUUGACAGAGCUUGAAGACUUUUUUUAAAGCAUAAUGGGCAAAUGUUGCACAAUCCAGGUGUGCAAAGCUCUUAAGAGACUUACCCAGAAAGACUCAUCUGUAAUCGCUGCCAAAGGUUUUCUGUGUUGACUCAGGUGGUUGAAAACUUCUCAAGAUAUGUUUUAUUUUUGUAAACAUUUUUUAUUUUUACAAAUGUUUGAUUUUUUCUUACGCUUUGACAGACUAUUUUGUGUAGAUUAACAAAACAUGACAAAUCCAUUCUAAUCCCACUUUGUAACAACAUUGUAGAGAAAGCCAAGGGGUGUGAAUACUUUCUGAAGGCACUGUAUGCCAAGGUGUAUUGAAGCUGUUCUGGCCCAAUGCCCUAUUAAGACACUAUGUUAAUGUUUCCUUUAUUUUGGCAGUUACCUGUGUAUACAUACUGUACAUCUCAAGUGACUUUCUUUUUGUGUGUUGUUUCAAGUUACCUCUUAGCUAGUAUAUUAUAUCUUCUUAAAUUGGCAAGAGCUAACCAAUAAGUGUAGGGUGAUUUGUAUUGUGUAUUUUACAUAAAAGAUGAGGAAAACUGGGAAACUUUUAUAUUUAUAAAGGCAUAUAUAUUAACAUUUAGUUUGUCGUAAUGAUGAAAAUAUAGGAACUAUUAAAGACACGUAGUUUGGUUUUCUGAAUAUUUCAGACUUGAGCUCAGGCUAGCUUAGUGUUGUUUUCUUAAAAUUUGUGGCUUGUCUUUUAAAUUAAUAAACUUUUUCUUGUUGAAAAU